Molecule: messenger RNA, 2674 nt
Organism: Cydia pomonella (codling moth)
Lineage: Eukaryota; Metazoa; Arthropoda; Insecta; Lepidoptera; Tortricidae
Exons: 2
Coding region: 435-1418 (327 amino acids)
Source: RefSeq, a predicted model, not a curated record
CCUAAACUAGUACAAACAACUACUCCUUAGUCCUUGGCGGAGGGAAAAACAACAUCUGCCUUAUGAAUUAAAACUAAGCCAGCGUAACUAAUAUUUGCGCGUACCUGGCUCUACAUGUGGACACAUUAUUUCUAAAUAUUUUCUAAGCUUUUUAAAACAUAACAAUAAAUCUACAGCUAAAAAACAAUCACACAAUAUAUAUUAUAUAUAUUAGCCAUAUUCAGUCGAAAGUGGCAGGGCAACUGAAUCGCUGGCGAGAAAGUUUGCCUUUUCAAGCAGUCGCGAAUUCGCCGCCGCCGUGGCACGACGCACGUUCGGAUACUAGCGAUACUCGUACCGGCACCGGAACUUAAAUACUAGUGAAAUACUUUACAAAUACUCUAUAGUUGUUCAGUGAAGUUCGUGAAAAGGAGUAUUUUAGUGUCAGUGGAAAAAUGAACAUAAUAUGGUGCGUGGUGGGAUUGCUAGCCGUGCUCUGCUCUCCAGCCAGCGGACACGGUCGCCUCACUGAGCCCCCCUCCCGCGCCUCUGCGUGGCGGUUCGGCUUUGACACCCCCCACAACUACAACGACCACGAGCUGUACUGCGGCGGCUUCACCAGGCAGUGGAAGAAGAACGAGGGGAAGUGCGGCGUCUGCGGGGACGCCUGGGACUCCCCCGUGCCCCGCGCCCACGAGCUCGGCGGACGCUUCGGAAAAGGUGUCAUAGUACGACGAUACGCCCCUCAAGACCCUAUCACAAUCAAAGUCGAACUAACAGCAAAUCAUAACGGCUUCUUCGAAUUCAGAGUCUGCGAGGAACCCAAAGCCACCACCCAGGAAUGCUUAGACAAAAAUGUUCUAAAAAUCGAUGGGAGAGACGGCACCAAAUACUACCCGCGCGACGGAAAUAAAGUUUACGAGAUGAAAUACCGCUUGCCAGAGGGCCUGGAAUGUGCGCACUGCGUGUUGCAAUGGCGGUAUAUAGCCGGAAAUAACUGGGGUACCUGUGAGAACGGGACCGGGGCAGUGGGCUGCGGGCCGCAAGAGGAAUUCAGAGCUUGCGCGGACAUUGCUAUUGGAGAUCGCUUCGCCACUACUACAAGAAGGCCGAGGCCGAGCUACGUGCCUCCUGGCAGAAGGCCAACCGUGCCCGAGCCCGAAGAAAACACGUCCAGCAAUGCGUGGUACGGCGUCGUUGUGGCUGUGGUCGCGCUGCUCGUCGCUGUGUCCGUCCUCGCCGGUUUCUACCUGUACUACUACAGAGGAGGCAUGAGAAUCAAAAGCCUCCUGAAGAAAACCCCUCCCCCCGCGCCUGUCCCGCCACCACGACACAAGCGAUCCUCCCUUUCAAGAGAACAUCCACCAGAACUGACCUCACCUAAAGUAGCCACGAUCUCCGACUCCGGUUUCGAGACAGUAGAUCUCAGAGCAAAGUAGACUUAAAAUGAUUACCUAACACUGCCUUUAAUAGUGAUAUUUUUAGUGUGCGUGACUGUGUGAAUAAGACUAUGGUUCAAAGAGAAUCUGUGAAGAAAUGAGAUUUUGAUACAAUUCUGAUCACUAUCGUGGUUUCCAUGUUUACGUGGAAAUCUGAUGAUUUUUACCGGUCUUAUUAAAACUUGAUCAUAAAUACGCCAAUACGCCAUACGCUAAUAAGUAGGUACCAUAUGUAUUUCCGUUGCGUACAGUUAUUCUCAAUUUAGAAAUUAACAAAUCAUUAACAAAUGUAUGGGUAAUAAAAAAAAUAACUAGGUAAGUCACAAAAAAUUAGGGAGUACUCUCGGUACUGGUUUUCUAUACAAAUGCAGUUCCGGAACCGAGACAUCUAAAUAAUGUUUUCACAAUAAAUACGUAGAAAUUGAUGGAGUCGUAGUAAAUUUUGUCGUAUUUCUGGUCAAGUUAUGCCGGUAAUAGUAGCGUUCAGUUUUGGACUGACGCCAUGGCAAAGGCUUAUAAAUUCACUUGAUACCACAGUAAUGUGCCAAAAAAGUUUUCACAAACUGCAAAGAUCCCAUGAAUAGUUCCCGGUAUUUUUCUGCACGUUUAUUGACAAAUCUUCUUACUGUUAUUUUCGAUUUCUAUGCCACUUGAAAUAGACGCGACGUAAAUGUUAAAUGAAACAGUCGUCAACAGUAAAGAACAUUGAGUAAUAAUCACUAACCUGAACGGGAACUUUCUAGUGUAAACUUGCAUUAGAAUUUUCUCAUGAAAGUUUACAGAGUUUUGGAAAUUUUCAAAAUGUGCUGCAACUUACACAUCGAUAAAUACGACACAUAUAUGCAAGUUUAGCUAGUCGUUAUGAGAAAUAUGUUGAUAGGUCUUUUUUGCAAACAAUUACUAAUUUGCACCUUACGUAUAUAAAUGAUCCAAACAACGUUUCGCUGGUCUGUUGUUAUAUUUGUAACGUAAACACAUUCUCGUCCUUAUGUUUUAAGAAUUAGAGUCUACAUUUAAUAAUCGAUAAGUUAAUAAGAAUGCAAUGACUAUACAAAAUGUCCAAGCGAGUAUGUAGUUUAAUAUAAAAACGGUGCCACACAAUACCAGCUGACCUUAUAUAGAUCAAGUGUUUUUAAGGUCUGCGCCAUGGAGGCUAAAGUACUUGAUGUUAUGUUAAGUAAGUAGUUUUAAUUAGCUGACCUAAUGAAAUUUUUGUAAAUUAUAUUUAUGUUGUUAAAUUAAAUGAUUUAGAUAUA